AUGUCUUAUAUUUCACUUCUGUACAUGUACCUUUCAUAUUUGUUUUCUAGAGGUGUGAAGACAACACUUUGGGAGGGAGGUGUGAGAGGUGCUGGCUUUAUAUGGAGCCCUCUCAUCAAAAAUUCUGCCAGAAAACUUCCUGAUCUCAUGCACAUCUGUGACUGGCUACCAACCCUGUAUCAUAUUGCCGGAGGUGACUCAUCCACACUAAAAAAUCUUGACGGAUUCAAUGUGUGGAAUACUCUGUCACAGGAUGCCCCCACCCCCAGAGUUGAAUUGCUGCAUAAUAUUGAUCCCAUGUUGAAUUAUUCAGCUGUAAGGGUUGGCGAGUACAAGCUUAUCUUGGGUAAUAUUUUUGGUGGUACUUGGGAUGGCUGGUAUGCUCCCGAACAAUACCAUCUUCUAGAUGAAACAGAGCUUGAUAGAAACUCACUGCAGUACAAGACAUGGCCAGACAUUUCUCUAGAUUCUGAUACAGCAAAAAACAUGGUGAAGAUGACACAAUCUGAGACAGGUAAUAAGAAAAAUGACAUAUCACAUGAAGUAAAGCCCAAUGGAAGAAUACUUCUAAAGAGGAGCAUUGGAUAUUCAGACCAAAAGAGUGAUUUCAUGCCAUUUUCUGAUAAAUUGGCAGCACAUUUUGGGAUGUCUGCAAUUAAUUCUGGGAAGCAUGCAAUGGAAUCUGGGAAAUCUCUAAAAAAUCAUGGAAUUGAAAAUGACGUGGUGUUAGACAAAGAGCUUCUUGGCAUUGUGUCCCGAUAUAUUCCAGUAGAUGUGGACACGUUUCACCUCACUGUGACUCCAGAUGUGGUGACUUGUGGAGCCAAGCCUGCCAAUGCUAGUACCAACUGUCAGCCCACCAAUUCACCCUGUCUGUACCACAUUGUGAAAGACCCUUGCGAGUACAACAAUAUAGCAAAUGAAAAUCCACAACUCGUGGCAAAAAUGUUGACAAGACUGAGGGAAUUCAAUGCUACUGCAGUGCCCCCUAGGAAUAAACCACAGGACUUGAGAGGCCUCCCUAUAUUCAAUAAUGGCGCCUGGGGACCAUGGAUGGAUGGGCUAUGAAUUUUCUAUUUUGUAUUCUUUCUGUUUCCCUAUUUUUAUCUCCUUUAACAGUUUGAAUUUUAAUUGUUCACAGUCCUUUUGAAAUGAAAUGACAUACUUUGCAUGGGUGCUUGAUGUUAAUUUUUUUUCUGUCUUUUGUAUUCUUUCUGUAUCCCUAUUAUUAUCUCCUUUAACAGUUUGAACUUGAAUUGUUCACAAAUCGUCUUGAAAUGAAAUGAUAUUCUUUGCAUUGGUGCUUGAUGUUAUAAUUAUGGAUGAAAGCAAUCUGAAAGUCUAAUGCAUUUCUUUUCUCCAUCUCUAUUAUUGGUCUCUGGGUUUAAUGUAUGUACUGUGCUAUUUCUUUCAAUCUUGUAUGUUUUAAUGUAUGUUUUCUCCAACUAUUUGAUCAAAACUGUUUUUGCUUAUCAUUUGUUAAUGAUUUUUUACUUAAUUUACUGUAGCAUAAUUUUUCUAUAAUUGACUCAAAACAAUAAAGACUGUCCUUUUGUUGUCAGAUUUUAA
Molecule: messenger RNA, 1569 nt
Organism: Lingula anatina
Lineage: Eukaryota; Metazoa; Brachiopoda; Lingulata; Lingulida; Lingulidae
Product: arylsulfatase B
Molecular function (GO): sulfuric ester hydrolase activity
Source: RefSeq, a predicted model, not a curated record